UACACACACGCACACAAACACACAUAUAUACAACCACGCACACGCAUACAUAUUGGCAGUGCCGUUAGCUUAAGCGAAGUUGAAAAUGCAUCUGCAUCCAACAAAUGGCAAUAUUUGCGAGCAGAUAUGAAAAAAAAUUACCAAUUGAUGACACAGCGGCAAUAAACUGCGAAAUCGCAACAGUUGAGGAGAUCGACGGUCAUACGGAAUAUUUACUACGUGUGCAGCGCGGAGAUUGCACCUGGAACGUUCUGCGUCGCUACAAUGAGUUCAGCAAGCUGCACAAAAGUCUUCGUAUCUCUGGCAUCGAAUUGCCAUUGCCUGGCAAACGCAUCUUUGGUAAUAUGCGACCGGACUUCAUAGCUGAACGGAAAGAAGCCUUGCAAGUUUACAUAAACACAAUACUAAUGAAUCCCAUAUUGGCAUCAUCGCUGCCAGCCAAGCGUUUCGUUGAUCCCGAAAGCUACUCGCAAUCAUUCCAUGAUCAUGCCGUGCAACAUGCAUUGCUCUGUUUGCGCAACGACACGGUUUGGGCACUCGGCGGCACAAUGGGUGCCAUAGGCUGGCGGCUGCGCAAGCAUUACUUUAAGGUGACGACCAAACCGCCAGAGAAGAGCAGCAACAAGUUGGUGAAGAGCGGCUCGCAAUCGCAGCAGAGCAAGCAUUUUGCCGCUGGCAGCAAUGGCGGUCAUUCUGUUUCAAUUGAUGCCGGCACAACGGAUCCGAAUGCUGAAAUGGUCGCCGAAUGGUUGGAGUAUGGUCCAGACAAAUACGUCGAUGAGAAGGAAAUGAAUGGUGUGCUUAAGAGCUUGAUGGGCCUACAACAUCCACACAUCGAGGCCAUAGUUCUGGCAGCUAAUACGGAAAACGGUGGCUUGUUUAUUAGAAAAUUCCAUAAGCAUGGGACCCUCAAGGAUGUGCUCUGCAUGGUAGCAACGCCAAAGAAUCCAUUUUUGACCAAGUAUGGCAAUCCAAAGGGACGCACUGCUCUCUCCAUGAAGCAAGUGGCGAGCUACGGCAAGCAGAUUUUAGAUGCCCUAAUAUUCCUGCACUCCAAGGGCUAUGCAUACGGUCACUUGCAUGCGGGCAACAUUGUAAUUGUGGACGACUGCGUCAAGCUGUUGGAUGUGGAGAAUCAUUUGUUGGGUGUGCCGGCCUUUUAUCGACCAUUUUUCGUUCAGCACAGCAAGAUCCAUUCAAUGGAGACUAUUGACGUUUACUGCUUUGGCCAUGUGCUCUUCGAAAUGGCAAUGGGUUAUCCACUGCAGGAGUCCGUAGUGCGUCAAAUCACCGAAUGUCCCGAGGCAUUAAAAUGUCUGUUGGAGAGCAUUUUGUCGAAGGAAGCAUGCAAGGCAGGUCUGCCUAGCCUGGAGCAACUGCUUGGUCACAGAUUCUUCACACAAUACGCUGCCGAUGAGCCAGCCACGUCUGAAAAGCCAUACUUCAAGUUGUCCUUGAAUGCAAAGGAACAGCUCAGGCAAGCAGCUGUGAAAGCCGAGAAUCGUUUGCGAGAUGAGCAAAAAUCGGUGAAGAACCAAAAGCGCAUUGUUCGCGUGCAGGAGCUAAUGAGCUCCGAGGAGGAGAAGCGCAAAUCAAAGCAAAAAGCAAAAUUAGAGCACAAACAAUCGAAGCUUAAGCAACAGGGUUCGCUCCAAACAAGCAAUGGACGCUUGUCGCUGGCGGCUGCUACGGCUUCAUCAACUAGCCAAGUCGCUGUUGGCGGUGGCCCAGCUGGCGCAACAGACUCGAUCACUCGCUCCGACAGCACGCCCGAAGAACCAACAAUGAUUGGCCACAAAUCACUCAUGCCGGCCACGCAUUUGCCGCGCCAGGAGAUUCAGGCGAGCAGCGGCGCCGUGGAGAGACAGACAUCGACGCCGAACAUCGCUUCCGAGGACACCGAUGCUGGCGAGGAUGAGCCCACGCGCUCAGCGCUGCUCGAGUCAAUUUGCAAAUUCAAUCGCGGCUCGCUGCGCAAAGUACGCUCGAAUGAUUAAGGCCGGCCUCGUGCUAUGAAUUUUACAUAUUUACAUUUUGGACCAAAUGUGGCGUUAUGAAAUAACGGUUCCAUUAAAUUAAAAGAACAAAACAAAAUAUGAAGAGAAAAUCAAUGCAGAAAAUAAUACCCAACCAAUAGAAGGAUACAUAUAACAAUUACACAUAUAGGUAAAUUAUCGCGUCUAUUUAUUGGCCUACAACAAUCCAGAAAGUAUCUAUAAGUAACUACAUAUAUAUAUAUAUAUAUAUAUAUAUAUAUACAUAUAUAUAUACAUUAACUAAACGAAACCCACUGAAUCUGUGUCCACUACAAAACUUAACAAUGUUUUAUGAACUCAAACGAGAUAUGUACGUCUAUUUAGUACUAAAUGUAUUUAUGUACUUGAUAAGUUAUAAAUCAUACACGUCUGCGAUACGGAGACGGCUAAUGGUCAAGCGUACGCAACUAAAGCUUUACAUAUACAUAUACAUGACCACUACACGACUGAGAAUCACCACUUUGGUACGAGUAUCUUAAACAAAAAAAAAAAAAAAACACGAUUAGAAAACAAAAAGACAAUUUAGAAAUUUCCUUAAAAAAAAAAACAAACAAAUUGAACCAUAAGUCUGCACCAAAAUUUGCACGAUGACGCUCUAAUCGAAUAAUCUAUUUAUAACUAUCAUGCAUAUGUAUAUGUAACAAAAUAACACAUGUAAUUGUUCCUCGAUGUUGUGCUCCUUCAAAACAAAAUCCAAUAUACAGCGUUUUUUAUCGCCAUUGAGACCAUAGCUUAAACAUACUUAAUAACGGGACUAAAUCGCUUGAAAAUGGCCAAAAAGUUGUACUUUUUUGUAUUUUUUAUUUUUGUAUUGACAUUGUAUUGUUUCACUAGUUCUUAACAUUUUUUGUUAUUGAGCAUUUCUUAUUGAUUAUGUGUGUAAUGAGAAUCGCUGUAUACAUUUUUGUAGCAUGUACUAAAGUUAAAAAACAUAAUC
Drosophila grimshawi is the source of this 2973-nucleotide messenger RNA. RefSeq names its product PX domain-containing protein kinase-like protein. NCBI's taxonomy places the organism in Eukaryota, Metazoa, Arthropoda, Insecta, Diptera, Drosophilidae. Gene Ontology annotation, cellular component: late endosome; extrinsic component of endosome membrane; early endosome. The transcript is spliced from 9 exons. Gene Ontology annotation, biological process: endosome to lysosome transport; protein phosphorylation; protein targeting to lysosome. Bases 105 to 1997 code for a protein of 630 amino acids. Gene Ontology annotation, molecular function: phosphatidylinositol binding; protein kinase activity; ATP binding. The record is from RefSeq and is a predicted model, not a curated record.